Microthlaspi erraticum is the source of this 1623-nucleotide messenger RNA. Lineage: Eukaryota; Viridiplantae; Streptophyta; Magnoliopsida; Brassicales; Brassicaceae. The record is from the annotation of a GenBank genome assembly.
AUGGCCGAGAAUCUCCCCAAUAGCGAAGUUAUCUCCGAUUGCGGUCUCGAAAAUUUCUACCCCAAUGAGAGGACUACAUUUGUCUUCUGGGACUUGGUGAAAUACCAAAUUCCUAGGGCGAAGCUUCAACCUGCAGUUGAAAGUAAUAUCAGAGCAGCUCUUUAUAAAAUGGGCCUUUAUGGUUGUGUGAUCAUGAGAGCGUAUGGUGAGAAGAAACUGGACCACCUCAAAGAUGACUUGUACGAAGCCGGAUUCUAUUACAAACCAAACGGUGAAGUGGCUCUGGACGUUAUUCUUUACGCUAAUACGUGCGCACCAACGACACGAGGAAAUUUCAUGGUAAUCCCAAGACCAGACCCAGAUAGUGAGUUGCAUAGGGUUCUCAAGUGUUUGCAGUCGAGAAGUCACGAUCUUCUCUUAGUAAAGCCGCCUGAUGACGACGAUAAGGCACAAGAUGGUUUACUUCUCCAUUCCGUAGAGUCGCUAGUUGAAUGUACACAAGCUUUAGAUGGAGGGAAGCCUAUCAUCAGAGGGAGAAGAAUGGGAGAUACUCCUCUGAUCGGAAGUUUCUCCAGCCUCAUGUCUCUGUUGUGUCGUAACUCGUUGAUGCCUUCUUGUCAAGGCUCUGAGAGGGACACAUUCGUCUUCUGGGACUUGGUCAAGUACCCAAUCCCUAGUAGUGCAUGUAUUAAAUCUGCCGGAGAAAAUAUCGCAGCUCUUCAACACAUCGGCGUUCAUGGUUGUGUGGAAAUCCUGGCGUAUGGUGACAAGAAACUGAACCAAAGUGACUUGUACAAAGCCGGAAUCAUGUUCAUACAAGGGUAUUGUCAAAUGGUUUGGGCCCUUAAUAGUUUCCUACACCGUGGCCGUCAAGCAAAUAUAAUGUUAAUCCCAAGACCAGACCCAAUCAACGGACGGCUGCUCAAUAUUCUUAGGCGUUUGGAAAGGAAUCAUCACAAUGUUCUCUUAUUAAAGCCGCCUCUUGAUGGCAGGGGACUCGAUUACGACGACUUUAAUAUAUUUCUCCAUUCCGUGCAUUCAAUAGUUAAGUGUACACAAGGUUUACAUGGAGGAAAGCCAAUCAUCGGAGACAGAAGAAGAAUGGAAGAUUUCUCCGAGCGUAUCACACACUACAACAAGGACGGUGCAACGGUAGGCUUUUUCUGGGACGUGGAGGAUUUUCCAUUCCCUGAUGGUUUGAGUCCUGAUGAGAUCUAUGCCAAAAUCGUAUCAGCAUUUCGUGAAGAUGAUGACGUGACCCCCAUGUCAAUAUGGGCUUACGUUGAUGACAAGGACGUGUCUUGGGGUGGGGAUUUCCUGAAAGACAAGACUUGGGAAUCAAGUAUCAACUUCCUUCCCGGAGGAGGGGAUAAAUCGGCGAGACUUAAUAGAAUGUUGCAUGACAUUCAUUUAUGGGCAUUGGACACUCGUGUUCAUGUUGCAUAUGUGUUCGUUGUAUCGGAUAAAGUCAAGCGUCACAAGGAGUUCUCCCGUAGGCUUAAAUAUAUGCAUGGGUCUGAUUACAAAGUUUUCUUAGUAACUCCGUCUGGGAGCGGCGAACCAGCAAAUGGCAGUGAGUGGCCAGAAUCGCAUUUUGGUCAAACAUACAGUUUUGCUAGCUAA